This is a messenger RNA of Drosophila yakuba, 941 nucleotides long. RefSeq names its product cytidine deaminase. Gene Ontology annotation, cellular component: cytosol. The record is from RefSeq and is a predicted model, not a curated record. Bases 93 to 887 code for a protein of 264 amino acids. Lineage: Eukaryota; Metazoa; Arthropoda; Insecta; Diptera; Drosophilidae. The transcript has 2 exons. Gene Ontology annotation, molecular function: cytidine deaminase activity; zinc ion binding.
GUGACAUUAGUGUUUUACAAUUGCCAACAGACUCAGUAUUUGUAUCUGGCUUUCAAAAAUUGCUUUCGUUUUAAAAAUUUUAAGUUUACAAAAUGUCCGAAAAGCGGAAGCUCCUCCAGCGGUACAUGCGCAACCUGAACAACCUCCAGGAUGAGCUCAAGCGGAAAGAGCUGGAGAACAAGAUGAGGGAGCUGGAAAUGUUGCAGGUUAAGCUAGCUCGUCGCCAGGAGCAGUCUGGCACCGAAUGCGCUGGCGGCAAGAUCAAGGAAUUGCGCCAGAAAAAGCUUCGAAAGGUACUGGGAAAAUAUAUGAUGACCUUGGAGGGAUUCCUUUGCGAGCUAGCCCGCAGGGAGGCGCGUCUAAAUGGCGACAAGGGUCGCGCUAGUGAAUCCGAGAACCUGCCACAUCCGCAGAUGUUGGAGGAGUACACAGUAGCGUUCUGUGCUGUCGGUGAGGAUGGUCGGGAGCUGUUAGAGGCGGCUCUUUCUGCCCGUCGGUGUGCCUAUGCACCAUACAGCAAAUUCAAAGUAGGAGCAGCCUUCCGUGCAAAGUGUGGCAGGAUCUACACGGGCUGCAAUAUCGAGAACGUGGCCUUCACUCCAGGUAAUUGUGCGGAGCGUUGUGCCCUGGCCAAGGGAAUAAGCGAGGGCGAGAAGAAGUACACGGCGGGUGCUGUGGUGGCCUAUCACCCAGAUGGCUUUACCACACCCUGUGGUGUCUGCCGGCAGUUCAUACUGGAGUUCGUCCAACGAGACAUUCCCAUCUAUAUUGCCAAGGCUCCGCCGCCGGAGCAGGAGGAUUGCAUUCCCUCGAUUCAGGACGAGGAUGAAGUACUGGUCACGUCCGCAUACCAUCUGCUUCCUUACAGCUUUAACUCAUUUGAAUGAAAUCAAAUUUUCUUGUAAUCAUAAUAAAAGGAGUUUGCAUAUGUACCAUUGUAA